GUGACCUUCCUGUGUGGAAUCCCGGGAAUACAGAGGACGGGGACAUCUCUCUGGUGGGUUCCCAUGACUGGAUCCAUCUAGAUCCUUGUGUCCUUCUAAAUACUCCCACUCCUCCAUGGAGAAAUAGACAGUGACACCCUGACACCUUAUAGGAACCUGACACACACAAUGAUACAGUCACCAUCCAGACACAUCCCUUGCCUGUUACUGGAGAAUGUCCCAGAAUUCCCGGCACCGCUCACCUCUCCUGUCAGCAGCUCAGUGAUCUCUCUGGUGACUUCUAGAAUCUUCUUCUUC
Staurois parvus is the source of this 297-nucleotide messenger RNA. NCBI's taxonomy places the organism in Eukaryota, Metazoa, Chordata, Amphibia, Anura, Ranidae. The record is from the annotation of a GenBank genome assembly.